This is a messenger RNA of Aureobasidium melanogenum CBS 110374, 1113 nucleotides long. Its product is annotated as oxidoreductase. Gene Ontology annotation, molecular function: dioxygenase activity. The transcript has 3 exons. The record is from RefSeq and is a predicted model, not a curated record. Lineage: Eukaryota; Fungi; Ascomycota; Dothideomycetes; Dothideales; Saccotheciaceae. The coding region runs from base 1 to 1113 and encodes 370 amino acids.
AUGCCUGGAAAAACAUUGACUCCUUACGAACAGGUUCCAGUAACUAAGGAAGACUUGGACUGGGCCGAGCUGAUAACCCUCGAUCUGAGCCAAUUUGAGAAGCCAGGUGGUAAGGAAGAGCUUGUCAAGCAACUAGAGCACGCUGUUCGCCAUGUCGGAUUCUUCUACGUCAAGAACUUCAACAUCAGUCAGGAAGAGGUAGACCGCCAAUUCGCCUUGGGUCGCGAGUUCUAUAAUCUUCCUUUGGAAGAGAAACUCAAGUACCACAACAUUAAAGCCCUCGAAGCCGGAGAAUACAAUGGUUACAAACCUGCUGGCCUUCGCUCGUUGGCCCCUGGAAUCACAGACAACGUCCAAGUCUACAACAUCCCCAAGUUCGAUGGACGUCAUCAACGUCAACACCCUGAGGUACUUGAAGACAACAUCGAGGAGAUCGAGACGUUCAGUCGCAAGUGCCACUCCGAGGUCGUUGUCAAAUUGUUGAAACUUUUUGCCCUUCUACUGGAAGUCGACGAGGAGUUCUUCAUCAAGGAUCACGUCUAUGACGACUUUGGCGAAGACCAUCUACGCUAUAUGCAUUAUGCCGCUCGUAGCGCUGAAGUGAACGCCAAGAUUGGAGAGCUCUAUGUUCCGGGUCACACUGAUCUGGGUUCUGUAACCCUCCUUUUCCGCCAACCAGUUGCAGCACUGCAGAUCUUGAACAACGAGGGCCAGUGGAAGUGGGUCAAGCCUCAGGAUGCAACCAUCACAAUCAAUACUUGCGAUGCCUUGACCGCAUUGACUGCAGGAUACGUCAAGAGUAGCAUUCACCGUGUUCGCGCACCUCCAAGCGAUCAAGCUCACGUUGACCGUCUGGGUGUCUUGUACUUCGCUCGUCCUAACAACCAUGUCGUCCUGGAUCCAAUCAAAAGCCCUGUCCUUGAUCGCUUAGGUCUUACCUCUAAUGCGUUCACCGAUAUAGGUCAACAUCUUACUAUGCAAGAAUGGGUUAGACUUCGACAGACACAGCAGCAAAGGAAGACAGAGACACCUGAGAUUAAGGAGGGCAAGUACUUCUACAAGCCCAAGGAUUUGGAGAUUCUUCCUGGCUUGACUGCCACCGUACACAACUGA